CCACAUUUUGUGUUGCAGUUCUUCAGAUUAAUACAUAUAUUUAUAUACUUUUAAAAGUUGCCUGUGUGUUGUUUUAGGGUAUAACCCAAUUUCAUUCCAAAUUUCUUCCAAAUCAGUCCAGCUGUUUCAGCAUGAGGGAAUAACAAACAUACUCACACAAAAACUUUAGCAUUUAUGAUAUAUGUGGGAUAAAUAACAUAUUCUUAUUUUAUAGACCACAAGUUGAAUGUUUCCCUAGUAGCUGGAAAUCUUAGUGUUACUGCUGUCUAUGUUAGAAAGUAAACACAAGUUAUACACUGGAAGUUUUCGUUAUUAUGCAGUUUUAUAUAAAACAUUACAUAACAAUCUCUUGGUUUUUGAAGUGCUCAUGUUUGUACCUUACUGGUAAAUAUAUCUUUCCCAAUGGCAGUGAAUAGCUUCAAAAAGAAAAUCUGUUCCAUUCAAAUGAAAUUAUGAAACGAAUGUCAUUCUUGAAAGCUGUGAAGAAGAAAUCGAUACAAAAACAGUCAUUAGUGAAACAACACUGCUCUGAUGGUGAAGAAAUUAUUUCUUUUUACAGCAUUUUUGGUCCUAAGUAGUGUGUUGCUAUGGUCACAGUUAUUUGUGAAGCAAGACUCAUUUGUGCUUGACCAGAAGAAUGUUAUUACAGAGGUGACUGCCUACAAUAUGACAAAGGAAGAAAAUGAUAGUGGUCAGAAGGAUGAAUAUUACACAUUUAUUUUUACUCCGUGGCUAGGACAGAGAGAUGCCUCGCAAAAAUACCAAGUUCAUACAUUUGCUAUGAUUGCAAGUAAUUGGCAAAAUAUGACAGGGCAACCUCUCUGCCUUGCAACACAGACAUCCGUGGAACAUUUACAUUGGCUUGCUGAUGUAGUUACCCACUGGUGUGGUCCCAUAUCUGUGAGCAUAUUUGCCCCUGACUUAGAUUACCAGAUAGCAGAAGCAUACAUUUCCUAUUUAAGAAAAUGUUUCUCAGAUAUUAACAGCCAGGUCAGCCUCCACAUCAUAUAUCCAAUAGAUUUUCCACCUAUCAAUUCAUCAGAUUUUAAUGAAGGGCUUAGAAAACUUAUUCCAAAAACUUGCAGUUUUAAUCAUCACCAAGUACUUGACAAAAUGCUACAGAAGCGACCUCAGAAUAUGUUUUUAUGGCGUGAAAAGCUGCCAUACCCUCAAAAUAUAUUGCGAAAUAUUGCUAGAAAAACUUGUCCAAACCAGUAUUUUGUGUGCCCUGAUAUAGAUAUGAUACCAACAUCAAAAGUUGUAUGUGAUAAACUGAACAAGUUUCUUGAAAAUCCACAACAAAAAAGUUGUCUCAAAUGUGCUUAUGUAAUUCCUGUAUAUGAGAUAUCUUCAAAUGUUACAAGAAUUCCCUAUAACAAAACAGAAUUGACUAAGAUGGUAAAACAAAGAAAUGCAAGAGUCUUCCACUCAAAUGUCUUCUGGCGAAACCAGUGGUUAUCGAACUUAUCUUACUGGGAAAAUCAAAAGGAAAGUUCAAAAAUGUCAGUAUCAUAUGAUGCUGGUAAAUAUUCCUUUUGGUAUGAACCUAUUUAUGUUGCACAAACAUCAGCACCUCUCUAUGAUGAAAGAUUUAUAGGUUAUGGCCUUACAAGAAAUACACAGAUUUAUGAAAUGUAUUUGGAUGGAUGGAGUUUUAAGAUUUUAAAUAACAUCUUUUUAGUACAUUGGGGAUUCCAAAAUCGGAGCAGUCAGAGUGCAUUGAGAAAGAAACAAGCAUUCGAUAAUUUUGCUGUUUUCAAGGACUUCCUUAGAGAAAAGUCAGUGAAAUAUGACAAGGAUCCAUUGAACCUAUUGCAGAUGUACGAGAAAAUGAAUGUAAGAAUAAAACUACAAAAUCUGAAUGUAACAGAAUCUGAAAAUAUUAUUCUUACUUAAAUUUCUGGUCAUAUUUAGUAACUUUCUGUGGCAAAAUAAUUUAUCUUAAUAAUAAACUGUGAUAAUUUACAUUA
Messenger RNA from Schistocerca gregaria, 1970 nucleotides. RefSeq names its product beta-1,4-glucuronyltransferase 1-like. Gene Ontology annotation, molecular function: glucuronosyltransferase activity. The transcript has 5 exons. Lineage: Eukaryota; Metazoa; Arthropoda; Insecta; Orthoptera; Acrididae. The record is from RefSeq and is a predicted model, not a curated record. The coding region runs from base 532 to 1896 and encodes 454 amino acids.